Messenger RNA from Exophiala spinifera, 1947 nucleotides. RefSeq lists its product as uncharacterized. The transcript has a single exon. The record is from RefSeq and is a predicted model, not a curated record. The coding region runs from base 1 to 1947 and encodes 648 amino acids. NCBI's taxonomy places the organism in Eukaryota, Fungi, Ascomycota, Eurotiomycetes, Chaetothyriales, Herpotrichiellaceae.
AUGUCUGCCAAUUCUGGAAAUGGCGGCGUGAGAAACCUUCGAGCUAUGUUCGAGAACAAAGCGACCGACCAAGCCUCAUCUCCCCCCAGUCGAGGUCGAUCCCCCAAUCCUUCUGAAUUUUCGAACGGCAGUAGACCGGUCAGCAAAGUCAGGGCGAGCUUCGUCGCAGUCGAGAGGCCUGGCGAGAACGGUUCCGCCCCCAUACUGGGCCUGCGGAGAACAAGUGACCUGAGCAACAGAGACGAGAACAAAGAAAAUUCUUCGAUAGCAGCCUUAUCUCCCGAGCGACGACCUCUCGCAAGGGAAAUGUCCUCAUUCGACGGUUCUCGGAAGGAAGGACAAUAUCCCAAUGGAUCGACGCAGGGAGGAUUGGGAGAUAUUUUGAAAGGAUCAGCAUUCGCCGACAAUGGGUUACCAAAAGAUAAAUCGGAUAACAGGGACGCAACCAAACUCGUCUCUGGACCUCAGACAAUAAAGAAGUCGGUUGAAGCAUCUUCUCAACCCAAGGACGCGACAAAGACUACAGGACUGGGCUCCGGGGCUCAGAGCAAUGGGAAAAUGUCCGGGUCAGCCCCGAAGAACGUACAGCCCGCAAAACCAACACAAUCUACCAAACCACCACCUGUGAAACAGAUUGUGACCAAGCCUCCACCAAGCACAAAGUCGAAUCCUGCUUCUCAGUCACCUCUGACUUCCAAACCAUCGCCUAAAACACCCACUUCGCCCAUAGCGCACAUAAGAGGAGGGCCUGCGAAAAUCAAGGGUGUCAUGGAAUCCGCGAAGAGAGCACAAGAGGCCAGAGAGGCUGCAGAGCAGAAAUCAGCGAAGACAAGUAAGCCACAAUCUACAGUACCGGCCGCCAGGUCGAAUCUACAAGCGAAGCAGAGCAGCCAGCCCAUAAAGAAGGACCCGGCAUCCACUUCGCCAAAAGUUCCCAAGUCUCCCAGAACGAUGCGACCGAAAUCGCCAACAAGGCCUGCAAGACUUCCAGCUGCAGCAACAGCUCCAACAGCGGCAUCGGCGGCCAAACAUGACGCACAGCAUUCACCAACAGAAACCGCUCCUCGCAAGUCUAUCACGAAAAGAGCUUCUACAACCUCCAUGAAACCGCCUCGAGCUAGUAUGCCGUCUUCGACGGGCCCCGGAAUACUUGCAAAGAAGACAUCACGUGCAUCUCUCGCCAAUGGUCAUGGUCACGGUCAUGGGCAUGAAAGACCCACCUCUCGAGUGAGCACAAGCAGGGCCGAUGAUGGAUUUCUCGCGAGGAUGAUGAGACCAACGGCGAGUAGUGCUCAAAAGGUUCACGACAAAGUUCAAGUCAACAGCCCACCUCGAUCGAAAGCGGCGUCUUCCCACAAGCACAAGGAUGCAUCGAAACAGAAGAUUCCAACGCCAAAGAUGCAUCGAGAAGUAGCCGAGCACGGAGCAGGGGAAACCAAAGAUGAUGCGCCAGUUGAGGAGGAGCAUUCGCAUGAAGUCGCUGGUCAUUCGACUCUACAAGUCGUCGAAGAGGAUACUCAGCCGUCGAAUGCCGAGGCCGCAGCAACUAAGCCUGACGAUGAGCCCACAGAAACAGAAGCCGUGCCACCAGCUGCAGAGCCCAUUUCUGACGAGGCCAACUCAGAUCUACCUAUCUCUUUGGAGCCAUCAAGUUCCGAUGCCCCUGGUCCCAUUUCUGAAGAGAUCCCAACAGCGCCUGAUGAAGUCAACGAAGUCGAGCCUGAGAAGACUGCUCUCAUCGAUGCGACCGAGACAAAGUCAACAAUCGCCUCCGAAGAUGCCGAGGCAAAGUCAGAUACCCCUGUGGGUGAAAUUGAGCCAAAGACUGCUGUGCCUACCGAGUCGGUAGAGCCAACAACUUCAACACCCGCUGAUGUACCGGAAUCGGUGACAGCUGCCACUUCUGCUGCAACUGAACCCGCCGACAAAGACAGUGGUGAUGUUUAG